CCUACUUGGGAGCGGUGAAAUCGUAUCGCGGAUCUUGUCCCUGUUUACUUGUGUAAUUGUCUGUCGCAAUGUCGCUUGAAUACGCUCGCGUUGGAACCAUCGAAGACAUCACUUCAAGUGUGUAUCGAGUCUUUACUUUGAUUCCUUUAUUAGUUGGCACUACGACAAGCUUCCUCCAAGCAACGGCUGCCGAAAUUCGUCUGACAAGAGUGAAUUGGCAGUCUUAUCUUCAGUAAGCUGUGAUUUUCACGAUCUUGCGUCGUUUCAGAGGACAGAUUAUCAAUACAGAACAAUUUAACUUCAUCACCCGCUUGGACAAUUCUCCUACACCCGAGGCUCGAACUCGAGUUAUCAACGAAGAUCCGCAACUGGUUUGAAACAUUUGCCUUUUACCAGCCCACCUAGACUGCACGAGUCUUUAUUUUCAUCCUGAACCGCAUAUCAAAGGAACAGACAUUGCAGUAUAUACUUACACUUUUGGACGACAUUCUUCAGGUAUUUAUGCUUGAAGCUAUUCACCAUCUUUUAUAGGAGGACAAAUUACGCGUGGAAAUCUUCUGCUCAUGUUUUCAAGACUCUCGGGAGGCAAUAUGGCCACAUUUUUUCAGCUUCUUUCAACGUGGUGACCCUUUCUGUAUGUAUCAAGCAUCAAGAAUCGUCGCUAAGUUUGCCUGUUGGUCUCGUCAACUAAUGGAAGAGAAAGAACUGAUGUAUUAUCUUAACUGGUUGCGCGAUCAGCUGCUUAUACCGAAAAACGAAUAUGAUCAAACAGUUGCUCGGAACUUGCAAAUGAUGCUACGGAUACCGAAAUAUCGCGCGCGAUACGCUGAAGUGGGAGGAAUUGAGACUAUCGUCGAAGUUUUGGGUGACAAACGUACUGGGCUUCAGCUGCAAUAUCAGUUGAUAUUCUGUCUCUGGUGCAUGAGUUUCGAUUUGGAACACGUACAGAGAAUGUGUAGAAGCCCACUGUUCAUCCCUACGGUAGCUGAUAUUUUUCGGGAAGCCGAGCGCGAAAAGAUCAUCCGCAUUUCGCUGGCUCUGUUCCGACGAACCAUCGGUGUCAACACUGAUGUUGCUUUCUCUGAUGAUGAUGAUGACGAUGACAAUGAUGAUGAAGAUAAGGAUGAGGACGAGGAUGAUGAUGGUGACGAUGAUGAUGAUGAUGAUAUUCCCCAAUUGACUGUGACCGCUUCAUGUACAAUCUUUGAGAUAUCACGGAAUAUUUUUUGGCCCAUUACGUUUAUAAGUGUGUUGCCAGUUUUCCUGUCCGAAAUCAGUCCUAAGUCCCAAUUGGUGAUGCGGCCACCGGGUACCAUGGCAGGACAAGACAUAGCUAGUCAAGCGGAUGAGGGUCUUUAUCAGUUAGGCACAAACAAUCGGAAGUUCUUUGACGGAUUGGAAAAGCAACUUACUCCAGCGGAGCGUCGGACUUGUGGUCUUAGCCUGGUUCAGUGCAAAGUGCUCCGACAACUGGAUCUCCUGCGUCAAAAGGACUAUAGCCAUGAUCCCGAACUAACUGACGAUAUGAACUUUCUCAACGAGAAACUUUCAGCAAGCAUUCAAGAUGUGAGUAGUCUGGAAGAAUACACGACAGAAUUAAAGUCGGGUCGUUUGGAGUGGUCUCCCGUGCAUAAAUCGGAAAAGUUUUGGCACGAGAAUGCUGUCAAGUUCACAGACAACAAUUAUGAAGUCAUCAAACCGUCCUCACCCUACCUCACAAGCGACGGGCUCACUUUUUCACGAGCUCAGCAAUGUAGUUCUGUUGAACAACAAGCACCGAAAGUUAAGUCCGAGAAGUUAUCCUGGUUCCAGUGUUUCCAUUUCAAAGCACACAACAAGAACAGACCCAAAAAUCUAGCUCGUAAAUCACACUUGGCCAAGAAACAGGAAGAAACCGAACUGAAUCCUGGGGGUGGAUAUCCUUCUUCAGAUGCGCCCGGUGGGGAAGUUACGUCGAGUGUGCUUUCUCCUCUUUCUAUAGUCACCACUUCUAACGUCUCCAAAGUUACUACACAUUCAACCCUCGCUUUAAAUAUACGGGAGGUUUGUAACGGAUUUUUAGGCCUGUUCAGUUUGGUUUCGAAGGGUCGAGUCACGAGCAGUACGUUGAUUACAAAAUCCAUUCCUGAUAAGAAAACCUUGUUUCCCAUGGAAGCGUGCAACACUGCAAGAAUGCUAGCGACACAGAAACAAUCAAGUUUCCCGUUUGUCACUGACCUCGACUGUCGGGACAAGUUUCUUGCUUGUUUUGAGCCAUCCAUGUUGAACAGUAUCUCAGUGCCGAGCAAUCUGUCUGAAACCUCAAGACAAACUCCAGCGAACUCAUCAUCCCAUCUUUUCACACUGCAUUCCAAACAUCCAGUUAACUCUUCAAGCACUAGGUUGCCUAGUUCACCUGAUUUAGGUUCUCAGUUUGGAACGACACGGUCGAAAACUGCUUAUCGUGUGUCGGGGUCUUCCUAUGCAACACCAACUGACCAUCAUCAUGUAUGCCAUACAAUGGACUUUAACCGCGUUUCCUCACGAACAGAGAGUCCCAAUCGUUGUGGGCUUGACGCAACCUGUCUAAAUGCUUUUAACCCACACUUUACGCCAGCGAACGCCACAGACACAGAAGUAAUGUACCAUGGGAUAUCACAAUGUGUAGCUGAGGUCUUCCCUUCAAGACCCACUUUGGAAGUAGGUGACAAACGUGGACUCACAAACCUCGAAGAAAGUAAAAAGAAGGCCACCCUAAGUACGGACAUUGAUAGCAGUUACCAGAGAAACCCUGGCAAACCCAGUAUACCAAAGAACACACUGCCGGCCACAAAGAGCUUGAACAAACAACAGUUAAGUUCGGAUGCAACCAAACUGACAAAACACAGUGAGUAUCAUAGAGGUAAAUCUUAUCGAAUCCUUACUCAUCAGAAGCAAACUCCAGUAACUAAGCAUGUUUCACAGUGUAAAAGUAACUCUUUACCAUCAAAAGUAGACCGAGUAAAGAACUCGGUCAAAUCAAUCAAAGGAAGCAUGGAUACUUCGAAAGAAAGGUAUUCAGUACUUGAUCAGUUGCUUCAAUCGUUUCAACAAAAUUCGCCAGCCACAGAGUUACAAACGCAGCUUCCACUAGCCAACCUGUCUGAUUGGAUGGAGUCAAUUUUGAGUGAUUCAGAAGACGCUGACCCCAAUUCUACUGCCGAUUCUUCCCUACUUACAGCGGCUAUAAUAGCCCUAGCGGAACAGUCAGAGAGCACACAGGACUGCACGCCACACAGAAUAAAUAGAGAACAAAACGUGGCCUUCAACGAGAAGAAACAACUAUCAGCAGGUCUGUACGGAGGGCUGGGAGAUACGAUAAACCAAGAUUCAGUGUCCAGUGUAGGUGGUUGUUGGUAUCCGGAAGGCCAUCGGAACUAUCCUCUAGUGGCUGCUUACGGUUUCCCUGCCCAAUUUUGGCCAUCUCUGACCUAUCCACCGGAACUUAAUAUGGAGGACUUACAAAAUUUCUACACUCCAUCACGCUACCCUUCACAAAUUGCCUAUCAUCCGUAUUCCCAGGUGGUUCUGAGAGCAGAUACCUAUCCAUGGUUAAUGGCACAAUCUCGGGCCUACAAAGACUGUGUGAAAAAUCAGUCAAACUACUAUGAUAAGUGCUCACGUCGAUCCAAUUAUUUGCGAAAACACCAGAGGAAAUUACGCCACGGAAGACAACGGACGAGAUUAUGGUAG
Molecule: messenger RNA, 3711 nt
Organism: Opisthorchis viverrini
Lineage: Eukaryota; Metazoa; Platyhelminthes; Trematoda; Opisthorchiida; Opisthorchiidae
Exons: 9
Coding region: 637-3711 (1024 amino acids)
Biological process (GO): proton transmembrane transport
Cellular component (GO): vacuolar proton-transporting V-type ATPase, V1 domain; lysosomal membrane
Molecular function (GO): proton-transporting ATPase activity, rotational mechanism
Source: RefSeq, a predicted model, not a curated record